Messenger RNA from Dermacentor andersoni, 747 nucleotides. The record is from RefSeq and is a predicted model, not a curated record. NCBI's taxonomy places the organism in Eukaryota, Metazoa, Arthropoda, Arachnida, Ixodida, Ixodidae.
AUGAAGGAUGAAGUCAUGCCUGAUGUAAACCAUUUGGUGAAAAUGGGAAUCCGGCAACCCACGCAGCAUUCGGACUGGGCGACGCCAAUUGACGUGAUGUGGAAAAAGGACGGCUACCUAAGGAUAUGUGAUGAUCACAGAAGCAAUGUGAACCACUCUGUCAAGGGUAACGCCUUUGUUGUGUUCCUUUGCGCUGCAACAGCGAUAGCGUCUGCUGGCCGUCGAUAUGGCGGUGGUGGAAAUGCUGGAGGAGGGGGCGAUCGCGGAGAAAUUUAUGGAGGUUACGGAGGAGGUCGUGGCGUUGGUGGAUACGGUGGAGGUAACAGCGGACGCUCUCGCCGAGGAUACGGCGGUGGAGACGGUGGAGGCAACCGCGGCGGAUACGAAGGAGGAAACGCUGGCCGAUAUGCUGGAGGAUACGGCAGAAGCUACGGCGGUGGAAAUGGUGGCGCCUAUGGUGGAGGUUACGGUGGUGAUAAUGGUGAUGGCGACGGAGGUGGAAACGGCGGACGGGAUGGAGCAGGGAAUAACAGAGGCUAUGGUGGAAGAUACGGUGGCAGCUACGGCAAAGGCAAUGGCGGAGGCUACGCUGAUGGCUACGGCGGAGGCGACGGCGGAGGAGACGGCCAAGGUGACGAUGGAGGCAAUGGCGGAGGCAACGGCAGGAGGUACGGUGGAGGCGAUGGCGAAGCCAACGGUGGAAACUACGGGGCAGGGUAUCCGUCAUUAUACAACGAUCGACGCUGA